Molecule: messenger RNA, 1160 nt
Organism: Ochlerotatus camptorhynchus
Lineage: Eukaryota; Metazoa; Arthropoda; Insecta; Diptera; Culicidae
Product: farnesol dehydrogenase-like
Exons: 2
Coding region: 387-1124 (245 amino acids)
Molecular function (GO): oxidoreductase activity
Source: RefSeq, a predicted model, not a curated record
UGUUUCAACGCUUACAUCUAAAUCCAUCUACUCACAUCGCUCUCCAACUAUUUGCAGGAAAUGUUCAAAAUAUUCAUUAAUCUUCUGUCUAUCUACUAAGCGGGCGCAUAUCUCAUAACAGCAAAGCGAAAAUUUUCCUGCAUUUUAGUUACAGCCAGGCGACAUCCAUUGUACGCCACGCGAAAAAUGAUCCUCCUCCCCUUUCGCCCCUUCGUCGCGUCUUUUCUACUUGCCACAUAAUUCUGAGCCUCCCUUCCCCUUUUGCAGCGUGACGAACUAAACGACGACGAAUAAUCGAACCGGACCAUUCAAUAAAUCUCCAGAAACAGAGAAAACCAUUCAUCAGUUCGCCGAGUGCUGUUGUCCGUAGCAGUCGAUUAAGCAAAAUGGAUCGAUGGGAAGGCAAGGUGGCCGUUGUUACUGGAGCAAGCUCCGGCAUCGGUGCAGUUAUAGUUAAAGAAUUGGCGAAAGCUGGAAUGGUAACCAUUGGAUUGGCUCGUCGAGUGGAACGCAUUCAGCAGCUGAAAACCCAACUGUCGGAGGAAGCUGCCGGAAGAUUGUACGCAAUGAGUUGCGAUGUUUCUAAGGAAGACAGCAUCAACAGUACAUUUGCGGAGAUCGUAGAUAAAUUCGGCGGAGUUGAUGUAUUGGUUAAUAAUGCAGGUGUAGUACGAGAAACUGCACUACUCGCAGACGAUGGUGCCCAGCCGUUGAAAGACAUUCUGGAAAUCAAUGUGUUGGGAUUGACUCUGUGCACUCGUAAAGCGUUCAAAUCGAUGAAACAGCGCAACGUAGCUGGACAUAUAGUGCAUAUAAAUAGCAUUGCCGGACAUAAAGUGCUUAACUUUCCUCAUAUGAAUAUGUAUUCUGCCAGCAAGUAUGCUGUUACGGCCAUCACAGAAACGAUGAGAAACGAACUGCGUGAGCAAGGGUCCAAAGUCAAAGUUACUAGCAUCAGUCCUGGAGUAGUAAAAACUGAAAUCGUUGACGGUCUGGAUGAUCACAAAGAUUUCCCCAAGCUGGAAUGCGAGGACAUCGCUCACGCUGUAUUGUACGUAUUGGGUACCCCACCGCAUGUUCAGGUUCAUGAAUUGACCAUUAAGCCGGUCGGAGAAGGCUUCUAACAACGUUAAUGUGGGUUGAAGGAAUUGUAAGAAAUA